AUGGUUCAGCAAGAGGGAUAUCACAAAGAUCUACUGGCGUUAAUUGUGAUGGCAGCAAACAUAUUUACUGCGGCCAGUGUACCAACAACUGCCAGCACACAUGAGUCCCUGUUCCUAACUCCACUUCUCGAUCAAGGUAACAUCCAAGCUGCCAAAGAAAGAAGCCGGGUAGCCGAGGACACGACUCAUUACAUUCCGGCAAGUCAUGCUGGUUUUAUCACCGUGGACAAGCAGCUUGGGAACCAUCUUUUCUUUUGGUACUUCCCUUCUCAACUCAACGCAUCAGCCCCGCUUCUUUUAUGGCUCAAUGGAGGUCCGACUGUUUCAUCCAUGGUUGGAUUGUUCUGGGAGCAUGGUCCAAUGGAAGCAAAAAUGACAGAAGAAGGAGUCAAACUAACCCACAGAAAUUAUACGUGGGUGGGUCCAUUCUCAGUUGUUUAUGUUGACAAUCCGGUAGGAGCCGGUUACAGUUUCUCAGAUCAAGACGAAUCCGGUUACAAGGCGACGCAAGAUGGCUACACCGCUGAUCUCCAUAGCUUCGUUUUGCAGUUCCUUAAAAUGUUUCCUGAGCACAAAACGCGAGACUUCUACCUCAGUGGACAGUCUUACGCUGGCAAAUACAAUCCUCUUCGAGGCAUAAUACUUGGUAGUCCAUAUUUCGACCCCAGAACUCAACAUCCUGCAUAUUUCAACCACCUGUACAGCCUUGGUGUCAUAAGUAAAGCAGAUUCGAUCAUAUACAGAAACGAAUUGUCUGAUAUACACCAGCAAUUUAAUGCUGGGAAACUGAUCAAUUUCACAUUAGAGGAAAUUUCAAACAAAAUCCUUCGUUAUAACGAAAUUCCACUUCAGACUUUGGACAAUUAUGUCAACCUUUUCGUGAGUACAGUCAGGAUGAUGGCUGUUUUACUGGACAACUAUAAAGUACUUAUCUUCAACGGUGAUUACGACUUGGUUACCAAUUCUGCUAUGGUAGAAGCAGCAUUGCUGGCGACACCGUGGCUUAAGCAGAAACAUUACAGUGAAAGCCGAAGGACAUUCUGGACUGAAGAUGACCGUUUGAAAGGAUUCUUUUCCCAGACUGGUCAGUUCUGCCGGGUUGUUGUCCAUGGCGCUGGACACCAGGUCCCUCAUGAUAUGCCAGACGUGUCCUUGGAGAUGGUCACUCAUUUCCUGCAGGAUGGCUGUAUCAAACUAAAACCUAAUAAGACUUCCUCUUAA
Molecule: messenger RNA, 1221 nt
Organism: Candidula unifasciata
Lineage: Eukaryota; Metazoa; Mollusca; Gastropoda; Stylommatophora; Geomitridae
Source: the annotation of a GenBank genome assembly